This is a messenger RNA of Sphenostylis stenocarpa, 3771 nucleotides long. The record is from the annotation of a GenBank genome assembly. Lineage: Eukaryota; Viridiplantae; Streptophyta; Magnoliopsida; Fabales; Fabaceae.
AUGGACACCGAAGGCUUAUCAGUAAUCUGCGCUGGCCUCGGAGUCGUCGAAGAGGACAACGAAGGCAACCGAAUCGGCUUUACCAAAGGCGAAUACUGUCUCGAUAACCUGAAAGACUUGCUGCGGUUUCUGAGGCGCGACGAUCCUCAAACGCGCGAUGUCUUCAAGCAAGUUUGCAAAUGGAACAUCGUUUUCAAGUACUUGAUACCCAUCAUCGAGCUCUAUCACGAAGAUCGCAACUUGCUUCUGAAUUCAGUGAAGGUGCUGGUGUUUCUUACUAUGCCGAUCGAGCCUUCUUCCACAGAUAUAUCUCAACAGUUGGAGUAUCUGUGGGGUGUGAAGUCUGCUGUGACGAACAGUGAUGUCGCUGCAGUGAUAGUGUCGUUUUUAGAGAGGCCGCUUGAGAAUUUGGAACGAGAUGCAUUUACCGAGGAUGAUUGGAAGCUGGUCCAGCUUGUGCUUACAUUAUUUAGAAAUGUUCUAGCUGUUCAAGAAAUUCCGUUGCACCAGAAGUCCGGUGGACUUGCCAGUCAGUUUCUAUCUCUAAGGGACCGGUUUCUGGAGCUUUUGUUUCGCGAGAAUGUAAUGGAUAUAAUCCUGGUUAUUUCUCAAUAUGUUGGUGGUUCUAAUGUUUAUCUCCGUCACGAUAACUUGCUUCUACUGGAAAUUUUCCAUUACAUUUUGAUGGGUCAGGACCCGGAGUUAAUUAUUAGGACACUGUCGAAGGGGUCAAAGGCGGAUGAAGAUCCCCAGGCUUCUCUUAAUAGUCUCCAGUUCAUUAUGGAGAAGGAAAAGAAGAGAAGAAGCGUUUGUAAGCUCAACAAUCUGAAUCGACAUUCUCAAUUUAGUGGAACAUUUUCUCGGCUUACAAUGGAUGGUUCUAAGGCAGUAGUUAAGGGGAAUCCUAAUUCUUCUCAUAAUGUGCUGUUUAAAGCACAAAAUGUCACUCGGGGUCCUACCAAAAGAAUUGCGUGGGAUCAUCCAAGGUUGCCUUCAACAAAGGAUAAGAUUUUGGAGUUGCUUCAUGGGUUUGUGAAUCAGUUUCUUUCUGGGGGAUACAAUGUUUUGAUGCGAUCCAUACGAGAAGAUAUCGAAAAUGAGCAUCCGUCAAUUCAAAGAAGUGAUGUUGUUGUUUUCUUUCACGUGGUUGAAUUUGUCACUUCAUUUCAGUUUCAUAAGUAUUCAGCUUCUAAGAACAAGGAGGGAGGGGAUACAUUUGAGAAAUUUGAUGAUAAAGAUGCAGUUACCUCAGAUUUCAGUGGUCAAAUAUGCGGUCCAAUUGCCGCAUCCUUGAAUGAGUCAAUGUUUCUAUUGGUCAUUUCGAAGUGGCGGCAUGCGUAUGAUGGUCUAAAGGAAACAAAUGACCACCAGUUUCUAUCUGCAGCUGGUUCUCUUUUGAAAAACAUGAUUCGAAUGCUGGAUUUGAUACUUAAAUUGUUGCCAGAAGACUCAAAGGAGCCACAGACAGCUCGCAUCCUUCUGUACAAGUUAUCUUAUGAUCAGACUGAGGAAGGGAUGACACAGUUCAUAUUAAAUUUGAUGAAAAACUUUGAUACCCACAAGCAACCCAAAAGUGAUCUUGCAGAUUUGGUAGAAAUCAUUCAUAAGGUUGUAAAGCUGAUGGAUAAUCUUCAGUCUCGAGGAACAUUAAGGGUGUCCAGAAAAUCAAGGAAAGUGAAAAGAAAAAAAAUUCCAGAAGGAACAGAAUCAAAGGGAAAACUAACUGGAGAUAUUUCUUGCAUUCAAAAUGAAACUGGCAUCUCACCAGUCAAUCAAUCAGCAGAAAAUAAGCUACUGCAGGAAUGCCUACCAAAUCCAAAUCCAAACCCCCCUGGGGAAGAUGUUGUCCAUGAUGAUAAUGAACAUGAAAAUCAUGUUGAGGAAGAUGGGAACUCACAUGUUGGGUUGGAACCAAUGGAAGCAACAAAUCCUAAACAUGUUAAUGAGGAUAUGUUGGAUGGUACUGAUGAUUUUUCUGAAGAUGAGCAACUAAAUGCAAUUAAUGAAGUUGAUUUCAAGGUUUCAACGCUGGUCUCUGCCUUUGCAAAUCACAAUAUCAUUCAGAAGUUGUGUUGGUUGCUCAAGUUUUAUAAGAGCAAUUCCCUUGCUACAAAUCAUUACAUAAUAAGCAUGCUGCGGAGAAUAAGUGAUGAUCUUCAACUCCAACCUAUGCUUUACCAGUUGUCACUGCUCACAACUUUCUAUGAUAUCCUGGUUGAACAAAAGUCAUGUCCCUGCAAGGAAUAUGCAGAUAUAGUUGAUUUCCUGAAUUGUUUGGUCAGAAAGAUGCUAAAGAAAAUGAAAAAGCAACCUCUCUUGUUUGUGGAAGUCCUUUUCUGGAAGACUCGAAGGGAAUGUCAUUACAUUAAUGCUGAAUAUUUGUUGAGCGAACUUGGUCAUUUGAAGAAGGAAAGUACCAAUUGGAAUAACAAUCCACGAGAUGAAGACAUUGGUUCAUCCCCAGCAAAGGUUUGGACACGCAGAAGCCUAGCCGAUGCACUUGGUGAGGAUGAGGCUGAUGUUUUGAUUACUCAUGACUCAGGAUAUCAAAAAGACAACCUUCAUGAUGUUAUUGAAGGCUUUGCAUCUACAUCUGGUGCUUACAACGGAAAAGAUGAUCAUAAGGAGGAGCAAUUGAUGGAAGAUGAAUCUCAACUAGUUCCAAGGAGAAGGAAAAAACUUAUUCUUGAUGGUGGUUUGGAAGGACAGAUUAAGGAUCUCUAUGAAAAAUUCAAAGAUGACAGACAUUGCAGUCGUCGUAUAGCUGAAGUGCUAGAUCCAGAUGGUAAAAUUUCACCAGCUCAAAUUUCAAAUACUUUAAAAAGAUUAGGACUAACAGCUGCACCUAGGAGGAAGAUGGGUGAUAAUGAUGCUGAAGGACUUUUGUCUACUAGCCCCAAUCAGUUAGAUGGUGGCACAAUAACAGAGGAUACCAAUCAUAAAUCAGUGAAUUUGGAGGGAAACAAGUUAGUUCAACACCUGCAAAAAAAGAAGAGAGUCCGGGCUUUCAAUGAUGAUCAGGAAGCACUGAUCAAAGUUCUAUAUGAGCAAUUCAAGGACCAUAGAAGAUGUAGCUACAUGAUAGCCAAUGCACUGGAUGAGGAUGGUAAAUUCACUGCUGCCCAAGUCUCUCGAAAACUUAAGCAGCUUGGUUUAUUACUUCCUCAGAAGAAGAGUUCUGGAGGCAAAAUGCAUGCAAAGGGUGCAGAUCUCAUGGAUAGUUCAAAUGAUCGGAUGGGUGAAUCUGAUGAUGAGACGUUGAUAUCAUUGUUAAAAAGGAAGAAAGUGGAAAAUGACAAUAUAUCAAUGGGACAGUCACAUGGGCAAACCAAUGAGGAUAGAUUGCCAACAGAUGAUUCAGAUGAUGAAAUGCUCUGUGUUAUCAAGAAAAAAUUAAAUAGCCAAGUAUCAACUGAGAAAUUACUCGAACCCAUCAGUGAGUAUACAUCGUCAAGAGAGGAUUCCGAUGAUGCAAUGAUUAGCUCUGCUCUGACAAGAACUGGAAGAUCCUUUCUUAAAUCAAAGAAAGAUGAGCUUGGAAAUAUGCAAGAUCAGGCGAUUAUAAUGGGCGAUGAUUCUUUUAAUGGAGGCAUAACAGAGGUUUUGAAAAGUGAAAAUCGUGUUGAUUUCAUGGAUUCCUCCCAAGUAGAAUAUCAGCAAAUGGACGACUUAGUAGAUUCAGAGGAUGAAGUGAAUGUCAGUGCAUUUCCUGAUAAUGCCAGAUCCAGAAGGAAGCUGAGAAUGGUGAUUGAUCCUGAGGACGAUGAGUGA